AUGGAGGAUGAAGAAGGUUACACGGUAUUAAACUUCCGACGCCAGGAGAAAACCACCACCAGCCCGUCACCCGGGAGGAUCCAAGAUUCUCCUUUGAGUUCCCAGCGCUGUAAACACAUGCUAGGGAUUUUGGGAGCUGUUUGCAUCAUUCUGACAGUAGCCGUGAUCAUUCUGACUAUCCUGGUUUUCCAGGGCCGCUCCCUGCAGAUGGACACUGGCGCAGUCUCAUCGGUCCCUGAGAGCAGUGGUGUCUCCCAGAGACACUCCCCCGGCAGAGAAUGCAACAGGAGCCUGGAGGACUUGGUGUCUCGCCUGAAGCAGAGUCUGUGUCACUCAGCCCAGAGCCCCUCAGCAGACGGCUCCGGCUGCAAAUUCUGCCCUAUGGACUGGCUGUCACACAGGGGAAAGUGUUACUGGUUUUCCAAAGACAGCAAAAACUGGAAGGAGAGCUGUGAUGACUGCUCCGCGAAGAGCUCUCGAAAGCUAGUGAUCCAAGACCAGGAGGAGAUGGAGUUCAUACAGAACGUCACACAUGGUAAAUAUCAUGUCUGGCUCGGGCUCAGUGUUACAUCUGCAGAGAAGAACUGGAUGUGGGUGGACAGCUCCGUGUUAGACCAAACUCUGUUCCCAGUAACGGGUCCUGCUGACGUGUACAGCUGCGGGGUGAUAAAAGGGAAUCGGAUUCACUCUGAAACCUGCAGUGCUGAAUUCAAAUGGAUUUGCGAGAAGGAAGCCAUGCCGCUAUAAACAGUGGCAUUAGAGACACUCAUUCCUGUAACAGACCAGUACACUGCCUUGGGUUUCAGUCUUCGGGCCAGACUUCCAGGAGCGGAUGUGCCUGUGGAGACGUACGUGCAUCCUCAAACUAGCUAUUUGUGUCUUCAACUUGGGUAAAUGCAUGUGCAAAUCAGGCCCAAGGGCAAAGGCACAUCUCAUGGAUGUA
Molecule: messenger RNA, 943 nt
Organism: Malaclemys terrapin pileata
Lineage: Eukaryota; Metazoa; Chordata; Testudines; Emydidae
Product: killer cell lectin-like receptor subfamily F member 1
Exons: 6
Coding region: 1-747 (248 amino acids)
Source: RefSeq, a predicted model, not a curated record